AAACGCACUCGCAUGAUUUUUACCACCACCCACGGGUCUUGUGUCUUGUCUUUAUAUCGCGUGUGUCGACUCGAUUGCUGUAUUAUAGCUAUGUUAUAGUUGCGGACUUACUGUGCUACUGCUUUUCCGUAGAUCUACCUUACUUUGCAUUUUACUUCAGUGUCAAGACCUCAUUGGAUUGUGUGAUACGAGAGACACCAGAAAGACGAGCACGAGCUUGAGUCUUCGGUGGCCUGUACUAGGCUGGUACCUACCUCCUAGUAGCUACUAUAGUAGUUCACCUCGAUGUGGCUGACGGUAGCUGUGGGCUACUAGAACUACUAGCUGAAGUGUGAGCCUGACAUACUACUAGCCCAGGCUGUAAUAUAACUACUAUUUUGAAGUCAGUCAAGCAACUAAGAUUCACAGGACUGAAUCAUGGAUUACGUGGAAGGGCAGUUUAGCGAUGCCGAUGAGGAUUCGGAAAGUUCAUAUUUGCCAUGUCGAAAGUUGCCAGUAACUUCUCUCCCAGAUUAUGACGAAGACUGGGAUGAAGAUUACACUGCAAAUAGUGCAACUGUAGAGUGGAAGAACCUGGCCAACAAAGAUGACGAAAUCGCUUAUUCUGAAGACAGCGAUGAUUAUGAAUAUGAUGACUUUGUUGGCGAUGAUUGCAAAGAUCUCACCAAGCAGUAUCACAGUCAAUCUAGAACGAGUACUUGUAAUGCGAAUUGCUCAGUCACAGAAGAUUGAAAAAUUCCAGCCAUCUGAAAAGCUUUUCAAAAAGUAUGAUGGGAAGAUAUGCCUAGAAAAGCUGGAGGGACUGGUUGGAUUUGGUGGCAAUGUUACAAAUAAAAUAUCUGAAAGUCAGCGCCGAGCAGAAAAUGAAAGGCAAAGGGUUCGUGACAAAUCGGAACGUGCAACUGUUGAGCAAGUGUUGGAUCCACGAACGCGUAUGAUAUUAUUCAAGCUUCUGAACAAGGGAACAAUCUCAGAGAUUAAUGGGUGUAUAUCAACGGGUAAGGAAGCCAAUGUGUACCAUGCUACAAAUGCAGAAGGAAAGGAGUUUGCUGUGAAGGUAUACAAAACCUCUGUUCUUACAUUCAAAGCAAGGGACCAAUAUGUUUCAGGGGACCAUAGGUAAGAUUUUUCUUGAUAA
Messenger RNA from Macrobrachium nipponense, 1138 nucleotides. RefSeq names its product serine/threonine-protein kinase RIO1-like. Gene Ontology annotation, molecular function: ATP binding; protein serine/threonine kinase activity. The record is from RefSeq and is a predicted model, not a curated record. The transcript is spliced from 6 exons. Lineage: Eukaryota; Metazoa; Arthropoda; Malacostraca; Decapoda; Palaemonidae. Gene Ontology annotation, cellular component: cytosol; preribosome, small subunit precursor. Gene Ontology annotation, biological process: maturation of SSU-rRNA. Bases 587 to 1123 code for a protein of 178 amino acids.